AUAAUCCGCCCAUAGGCUCAAAACAUUUGCGUGCGAUUGUACAACGGUACAAUGACGUACCAAAACCCACAACAACUACACACACGCAAAAAAAAAUCAAACCAUUUUAAAACUUUCCACCGUUUUUAAUGAACCAUCCACCAGCUCACCAUCGGACGUCACCCAUCAAACCGAAAAAAGAAGAAAACCUUCAGUAUAUUCAGGACAGGGGCGGGAUUUAUUGAACUAGUAUACAUCGUUCCAUCGUAUGUUCGUGUUCUGUGCAGUGCAGUUGCCGCUCACUUAAAAAAAUCCAUCACUGGCUCGACCUUCCAAAAAUGCAGCCCCCAGAACCCGAAAAAAAAACGUCGCGCCAAAAAACGUUCGUCCUUAGAAAUUCCCUCCUGACCGACAUUUUCGACAACAAUCACACUCGCAACGUCUACAAUGUUUACGUUAUCGUUUUCGCGGGUUUGUGCCUUCAAAACGCGCUGAGGCACUACGUAAAAGACGGGAGGGUGGAUUUCGGUCUAGAAACCAUCGGAAAAGGAUUCGCUAAAUUCGAUAAAGCGAUACUGAUUUGGUUGUGCUGUUUCUUGUCGACGUGUGCGUCGUUUUACUUUUUCCAAAUUUGGGGGAAAUUCAGAACCUGGGAUAAAAAACUGACCACAACAUGGGACUGGUUUUGGGCGGUGUCGUUAGUCCUUUACUACUUCUACAUGAUAAACUUCACAAGUACCGCAACACUAUACUUCGAAUUUAAUCCACCGUGUGCAGUCUUCGUAUCCAUAGAAUCUGUCCGGCUUUUAAUGAAAGUGCACUCUUUCGUGCGCAUCAAAGCUCCCCCACUAAUGUCGGCUUCAGAAGAUGCAAAAUUUUCCAAAUUUCUGUACUUCCUCUUCGCUCCUACUCUCAUCUACCGAGACAGCUACCCACGAACGAAACACAUCAACUGGAACUUCGUCAUUUGUCGCCUUCUCGAAGCCAUAAGCAUGGUAUUCAUGUUCGCAUAUAUUCUACACGCCAUUUAUCCAACUCCAGAAAAAUGGCUAGCGAAGUACACCAUAAAGGACACACUGCUAGACAUAAUUGAAUUUAGUCCGCACGGAGGCUUGGUCGCGUGUGGAAGUUUCUUCCUGGUUUUUCACUCCGUCCAAAACCUAUUCGCCGAAGUCACCCGUUUCGGGGACAGAUUAUUCUACCAAGACUGGUGGAGCCAAUCCAGAUACAACAAGUGGUUGGCAAAAUGGAAUCUCCUCGUUCGAGAUUGGCUAUACUGUUUCGUCUACCGCGAUUUCAAGCACUACAUCUGUGACAAUAAUUUUUUAGCGAUUUUUGUGGUUCUUGUGGCGUCGUUUGCCAUGCACGAGUACGUCAUGUUCUGUUUCCUCGGUAAAUUCUUUCCUUUUUUUCUUUUUCUAGCUAUGAUUGCGGUAUUCCCCAUGUUUUUUCUUAACUUUCCAGAAAACAUGUUCUUUAACGUGUUUCUGUGGUGUUCUGGGAGUCUGAUAAUGUCUGCCACUAUGGUUCUGUACAAUUACGAACACUAUGCUGUGACGAAAGCUCCUCUGAAGGAUCCAACACUCUUGGAAUUAAUUAUUCCAAGAUUUAUUACGUGUGAUUGUGUUCUUAAAUUUUAAGAGGAAAAAAUGUAUUUUACGUCAGGGUGCUAAUAAACAUGUUUUUUAACAA
Messenger RNA from Zophobas morio, 1671 nucleotides. Its product is annotated as sterol O-acyltransferase 1-like. Gene Ontology annotation, biological process: cholesterol metabolic process. NCBI's taxonomy places the organism in Eukaryota, Metazoa, Arthropoda, Insecta, Coleoptera, Tenebrionidae. The record is from RefSeq and is a predicted model, not a curated record. The coding region runs from base 318 to 1619 and encodes 433 amino acids. Gene Ontology annotation, cellular component: endoplasmic reticulum membrane. The transcript has 5 exons.